AUGUGUAAGCAUAUACGGAAGACCUUUACUUGUGGCCACUCCAUAAUCGUUGUAUCGGAAUGGUGCGAAAAGUAUCAAAAUUCUUUGCAAUCAAGCAUGCGAUGCAAGCCCGAUAUAUGUUAUCAAAUGGAUGAAGAGAGUCUGUGCUUUGCAAACAUAGAUAAGCGGAAGUGA
Molecule: messenger RNA, 174 nt
Organism: Pyricularia pennisetigena
Lineage: Eukaryota; Fungi; Ascomycota; Sordariomycetes; Magnaporthales; Pyriculariaceae
Exons: 3
Coding region: 1-174 (57 amino acids)
Source: RefSeq, a predicted model, not a curated record